Messenger RNA from Eufriesea mexicana, 1785 nucleotides. RefSeq lists its product as uncharacterized. The record is from RefSeq and is a predicted model, not a curated record. Gene Ontology annotation, molecular function: protein binding. Lineage: Eukaryota; Metazoa; Arthropoda; Insecta; Hymenoptera; Apidae. Bases 1 to 1785 code for a protein of 594 amino acids. The transcript is spliced from 6 exons.
AUGAAUUAUUCGGAUGGAAAACUUGAUAGAGCUCCAACUGCUUCGUAUCAUCAUCAUCAGUCCGAUUUGGACUGUUCGUUUUCGAAAAACAGCGAAGGAAGCGCGAUUGAAACAGCUUCAGAAGGACAAAUGUGGAUCGAGAUUCUCAACUGUUACUUGGAAUUAAUGUGGCAAGGAAUGUCCGAAUUCGGAGAUGUUACCGAAAUAUCGGAUUAUUAUUCCGACUAUUAUGAAAGUGAAUGGGAAGUCCUGGAAGAUGAAGAGGAUGAAGAGAAAGAGGAAAUGGAAGACAAAGAGGAGGAAGUGAAGGAACCGGAGGAAGUAGAUAUUUUUGCAGACUUGCUAACGGAAUUUCGACAUAGUAUAGCCGAAAAGAAGAUGGCCAAAAUUAUAGCGGAAAAAGAUAUGCUACAAAAAUUGAUCGGGGUAAAAAAGAAAAAAGAUGUGUCGGAAGAAACACUGAUCACUCUAGAAGAGGCAUCCAUCGUUUCUACAGAGUCAUCCGCAGAAAGUUCUAUUCAUCCUUGCCUGAAAGAUAUAGAUAUUAGCGAUUCUCAAUUGAAAUUGCAAAAUCUAUACACGGCGUUUCCAAUUCCUGACGAUCCUGGUUUGGUGCCAGCAUUCUGGACCAUUCACGAACGCCGAAUUACUUAUCCAGAGGAUGGAGUGAUGAAAUUUUUCUAUUUAUCAAAAACAUCUCGUAUCAGGCCGAUAAAAUCGUUAGAAGAUAUGUUACUAUCUGAUAAAAUCAAUUUACAGUAUUAUGGAGUCAACUCACGUGUUAUUAGACCACUUUGUGAAGCUUUAAUGAAAAAUCCUCUCGUACAUACAAUCAAUCUUACAGGUAAUUGGUUAUUAGAGGAUGCUUGUUAUCAUUUAAAUGAUUUACUUCUAAAAAACAAUAUGGUACAUACUUUAAUAUUAUCAGGAUGUAAAAUUGGUCCAAAUGGGAUCGCGAAACUUCAUGAUGGAAUUUCGACGAAUGUAACAUUAAAAAAAUUAGAUCUCUCCGAUUGUAAUAUUCGUAACGAUGGUUUUGAUCACAUUACAAAAGCAAUAUGUAAUAAUGAAAGCAUCGAAACCCUUUUACUGAACGAUAAUCAUCUUGACGAAUCUUGUUCGGAUGCUUUGCAAAAAUUAUUCUGCUGUUCGAAAACGUUGAAAAGUUUAAGAUUGUCAUGGAAUUCUUUAUAUACUGUGGAAACCUGGAAAAAAUUGAUCAAAGGAUUCGAGAAUAAUGAAACUUUAGUCGAUUUUGAUUUAUCUUGGAAUGCUUUAGGAAAAGAAUGUGUUCCAUAUCUUCGUCGAUUAUUGUUACGUUCUUCAUCACUGAAAAAGUUACACUUAAAUGGAAAUAGAUUUUACGAUGAAGAUAUAGCAAUUAUCGCAACAGGUCUAUCAAGAAAUAAAACACUCGAGGAAUUAUAUAUAGGUAAUAACCCUUUGAAAGUAGAGGGUGCAUUUACUCUCGUUAAAGCAGUUAGUCCGGAAAUAUCACCCGAAAGUCCACUACGUAUUAUGGAUCUUACAAAUAUUUGGGCGAACAAGAAUAUAUUACCAGAGCUUGAAGCAAUUCGAAAUAAUAAACCGUGGCUCGAUAUUAAUUUGGGAGGAAUAUUUAGUAACUACAAGAUUGGAAAUCCAGAUAUAAAAGCGAUACUUUUAAAAAGAGCCAACUAUGAAGCUAUGAAACCAAAGAAAAAACGACAUCGAAGAAAUUUCGGUCACUUCGUCUUAUCACUUUCUGAUAAUCUCCUUCCAAAAGGUACACAAAUGCAAAAAUGA